ACUGAAAAUAGCCAUUUGUGCUAAAGCUAAACGUUCCGCUCGCUUCCUCGAGACGGGAAGGCGUUUGAUUGGCGCCGUUUUUCUGAUGGGAAAAAGUUUCCUGGUGGUCUCGCUCACUGCUAGUCUGAUUUAAUAACUUUUAUUUUAGUUUUUUUUAGAAAACCCGAAGCAGACCGAAAACAAAGACAAGAUGCCUAAAACGAUUAGUGUGAGAGUCACCACUAUGGAUGCUGAGUUAGAGUUCGCCAUUCAGCCCAACACAACAGGAAAACAACUCUUUGACCAGGUUGUUAAGACCAUUGGGCUGCGGGAGGUUUGGUACUUCGGACUCCAGUACCAAGAUACAAAGGGCUUCUCUACAUGGCUCAAGCUCAAUAAAAAGGUGACAGCCCAGGAUGUGAGGAAGGAAAGCCCACUGUUGUUUAAAUUCCGUGCCAAGUUCUUCCCCGAGGACGUGUCCGAGGAGUUAAUCCAGGAUGCCACACAGCGGCUGUUCUUCCUGCAGGUGAAGGAGGGAAUACUAAAUGAUGACAUCUACUGCCCGCCAGAGACAGCAGUGCUCCUGGCCUCCUAUGCGGUGCAGGCCAAGUAUGCUGACUAUAACAAAGAAGUCCACACCCCAGGGUAUCUGAACAACGAAAAUCUGCUCCCUCAGAGAGUGCUUGAUCAGCACAAACUCAGCAAGGAGCAGUGGGAAGAGAGGAUUCAAGUUUGGCAUGAAGAGCACAAGGGCAUGAUAAGAGAGGAGUCCAUGAUGGAGUACCUGAAGAUCGCUCAAGACCUGGAGAUGUACGGCGUCAACUACUUCAACAUCAAGAAUAAGAAAGGAACAGAGCUGUGGUUGGGAGUGGAUGCUCUGGGACUCAACAUUUAUGAACAGAAUGACAAAAUGACGCCCAAGAUUGGUUUUCCAUGGAGUGAAAUUAGGAACAUUUCCUUCAACGACAAGAAGUUUGUCAUUAAACCAAUUGACAAGAAAGCACCGGACUUUGUGUUUUAUGCUCCCAGACUGCGCAUAAACAAGCGUAUUCUGGCUCUGUGCAUGGGCAACCACGAGCUGUACAUGCGUCGCCGUAAACCUGACACUAUUGAAGUGCAGCAGAUGAAGGCUCAGGCUCGUGAGGAGAAGAACCACAAGAAGAUGGAGAGAGCUCUGCUGGAGAAUGAGAAGAGGAAACGAGAGCUUGCCGAAAAGGAAAAAGAAAAGAUUGAAAAGGAAAAGGAAGAAUUAAUGGAGAGAUUAAAGCAGAUUGAAGAGCAGACUAAAAAAGCUCAGCAAGAGUUGGAGGAGCAAACACAGAAGGCUCUGGAGCUGGAGCUGGAGAGGAAGCGAGCACAAGAAGAGGCUGAACGCUUGGAGUCCGACCUGAAGAGUGCCGAGGAUGCCAAGAUGGCUCUGCUGCAACAGUCAGAGAACCAGAUGAAGAACCAAGAACACCUGGCCACAGAGCUGGCUGAUCUGACCUCAAAGAUCUCCCUCCUGGAGGACGCCAAGAAAAAGAAGGAAGAGGAGGCAAAUGAGUGGCAACAGAAGGCUACCAUGGUGCAGGAGGAUCUGGAGAAGACCAAAGAAGAACUUAAAAACAAAAUUAUUAAUGUUCAAGAGCCCCUCAAUGCCGAGAACGAUCACGACGAGAACGAUGAGAGCAGCGCUGAGGCCAGUGCCGACUUCACAGCCGCCGCCACGUACAAGGACCGCAGCGAAGAGGAGCGCAUGACUGAGACUGAGAAGAACGAACGUCUGCAGAAGCAUCUACUCGCUUUAAGCUCAGAGUUGGCCAAUGCUCGAGAUGAGACCAAGAAAACAGUCAACGACGUCAUCCACGCAGAGAACAUGAAAGCUGGACGAGACAAGUAUAAGACCCUUAGACAGAUCCGGUCAGGAAACACCAAACAGCGCAUUGAUGAGUUUGAAUGCAUGUGAUUCCUGCGAUAUCCCAUGCAAAAGCCCAGCUGGGCCACCCUGCCUGGACUGCAUUCCUGCCUCACUCAAGCUGUUUCUCUGUACGCAAAUAAAUCAGAUCCAUGACCUGACAAGGAUGCACCCCAAAACGUACAAACAUGGAUCUUUAUCAUUCUUAAGUUUCCAAAUAGACAAGUCACUGGUUGAAAAGGGACAUACUUUAUUUUGCUAGUACAUUAUGUAGCAUUUUAGUAAAAGGCUCACGACACAUUUCAUGAGACAGUGAGAAAGCAUUUGUAUUCUUUACAGCUUUCGAUCACUGUUGUGUCAAAUUUAAGUUGGAAUCCAGUCAAAAUUUCAGUUUAAAAACUGUGCCUGUAGAAAUAUUUUAGCUGUUUGUCACAGCAAGUUGUAUUUUUCAGACAUGAACAUACAACAAAUUCUCAUAAUAUAAUUUUGAAUUGACUGGGUGGAGUAUUACUAAAGCAGUAUUAUUUUUGUAAAUGCACAAUUUAUUAUUUUUGGCAUUAAAGUAUUCUUAGUUCGCUUUCAAGUCAGUUUGCAGUUGCAAACCUUCGGUGUGAACACAUCCAGGAAUUUUGAAAGCAACAUGAAAAGAAUUAGCUUUUCUGUUACAAAUCAUUCAGUGAUGCCUGUAAAACAUUUUACUAGCUGCAGGUUUUUUCUGGUGUACAUACAUGGAAAACCUCAGCGUGGUUGAAAUGUUACCUGCCUUUUCAUUAUGUACACAGCACACGUCAGUGGAAACUGUCCAGUUAUCACUUUUUGGAAUUGAAUGUAAAUCAGUGUCAUCCAUUCAACCUUACAUUAGCAAUAAGGUAGUGCUUAUUGCAAAUUUGAUCUUACAGAAGCUUAAAGCGUUUCAUUCUAGUUUUAUCCUGCAGCUUUUUGAUACUGCUCAUCUGUGAAGACGUUUGAUAACCAAAAUACACUUUUCUGCAUUGACUGGACGACAAACAGCAUAAGGAAGUACACUGUUGUUAUGUGUCAGAUUGGCUGUGAAAGCUGAACAAAUGCCAAUAAAGUCAUUGAUGAAGGUGGAAAUAAGAUCCUAACUUCUCAGUCAUUUGUUUUUUAUUUAUCGUGAAUCCUAAUAAAAUUAGAUCUAAUAUUAAAAUAAAACAUUACGUCUAAUAGGAGCAAUUCAAUUUAAUAUUCAGUAUGUUUUUUAAUACAUGUGGGAAUUUCAAAAUUGGGAACUUUCAUGUGUUAUAUUAUAAUGUAAGGCAUAGAAAGGACACUGAGAAGUGAACAAACACACUUGUGCCAAUUUUUCUCUAGCUUUCAGACUUUCAGGGUUUUGCUUGUUCAUAGGUUUUUAGAAAUUAGUUUUUGAAAGAUUUACUUACACAUUUUUGAAAAUGUAUUUUAGUAAUAUUUUAGUUUUGACAUUCUUGAACCUUUGUACCAAGACACAAUUUGAUAUACAGUAUUUUUGCCCAUUACUUAUAUCUUUUAGAAAAUACAAAUGGAAGCAACUGAUGCUAAUUUGAAAAAUGUUUUUAUGCCUUGGAUGAUAUCUUUGAUAAUGCUGCACUGUAUGUUGUACCUGAAGGGCUGAUGGCCUUCCUUUGCCAAGUGUAAUUUGACUCAAAUCAAUUUAAUAAAAUGUGCUACCCA
Betta splendens (Siamese fighting fish) is the source of this 3544-nucleotide messenger RNA. Its product is annotated as moesin-like. The coding region runs from base 191 to 1924 and encodes 577 amino acids. Gene Ontology annotation, cellular component: cytoskeleton; microvillus; adherens junction. NCBI's taxonomy places the organism in Eukaryota, Metazoa, Chordata, Actinopteri, Anabantiformes, Osphronemidae. The record is from RefSeq and is a predicted model, not a curated record. The transcript has 13 exons. Gene Ontology annotation, biological process: regulation of cell shape; positive regulation of protein localization to early endosome; positive regulation of early endosome to late endosome transport. Gene Ontology annotation, molecular function: cell adhesion molecule binding; actin binding.